Molecule: messenger RNA, 1158 nt
Organism: Pangasianodon hypophthalmus (striped catfish)
Lineage: Eukaryota; Metazoa; Chordata; Actinopteri; Siluriformes; Pangasiidae
Gene: spp1
Product: secreted phosphoprotein 1
Exons: 6
Coding region: 16-900 (294 amino acids)
Biological process (GO): ossification; cell adhesion
Source: RefSeq, a predicted model, not a curated record
UCAUGACAUCACAGGAUGCAUUUUGAUUGGCUGAAUCGAGAGGCAGCAGGGUUUAAAAGCCAUGCAGCUGUGAGCAUCAAAACAAAACAAGAUCUCAACCAAGAGACUUGGAAAGUAGUGAUCGAUCCACUACCACACAGCAGCAAGAGGGUUAGAGUCACAGCAGCUGAGGAACAGACCACACAAAGGAAAAUGAAGGCUGUCGUUGUUUUCUUGCUCCUUUUCGCAGCGGUCUAUUGUCACCCUGUGAAACGUUCUGCCAGCAGCUCAGAGAGUGCUGACGUGCAGCCUGUUGAUACUCAGGCUUUGAAAGUCACUGCGGUUGCUGAUGUUAGCUCUGAAGAGGAUGAUGAUGAUGCUGAUGAUGAUGAUGAUGACAAUGACAGCGAUGAGUCCGAUGAGAAUGGGGGGCCCACCAGUUCUCCUCCUAUCAUAGAAACCACUCUGAUCAAUGUUAUUAAUGGCCGUGGAGACAGCAUUGGCUACCAGAGUGACUACAAGAAACCCAUCUAUUAUGUGGAUGGCAACAACAUUGACAAAGGACCUUCUUCUUAUAAAUCAUAUGGAUCUGACAAGACCAAGUAUGAUGGUGUGGAUCUGAAGGUGUACAAGGCUCUGCAGGUGCACAAUGUUGGGCUGGACCAGGGAGUGGACGCCUCCAGUGGCACGGACAGUGAUGACAUGAGCCAGCAAGAGCAGAAGGCAGCUUCCACUUCCACUGCCAGCGAUGCCAUUCACAGUCAGGAGAGUGACGAGGACAGCCAGAGCAGUGAGGAGGACACAACCGCUGCCACCACGACCGACAGCAUCUCAUCUGAGAGCAACGAGAGUGAGGAGACCAACACCGCUGACCAGCCUGCAUUGCUCAAGAGCGAGAACCCUGAAGUCAUCAUCGCUUAAAUACACCCCAAACCUGCUGGUGACAAGUGACUCACUUCACUUCAUGUGAUAAGUAGCAGAACGCAAUGAUACAGCUCAGACAAGCCCGGUCUAGUACCACGGCUGCAUUUCGUUACCUGUCAAAAAGCCAUUUCUUUUAAACAAAUCUACAUUUGCACAAUCAUUUAUGAUAAGUUUAUGUAAUAUAUUUUAUUCUCCCCUGUAUCAUGAUUUAUCCUUUAUGAAUAAAACUUUUUUUUCUUUUUCAAAAAAUGAAAA